Panthera uncia (snow leopard) is the source of this 1069-nucleotide messenger RNA. RefSeq names its product mitochondrial transcription rescue factor 1 (gene MTRES1). The record is from RefSeq and is a predicted model, not a curated record. The coding region runs from base 327 to 1046 and encodes 239 amino acids. Lineage: Eukaryota; Metazoa; Chordata; Mammalia; Carnivora; Felidae. The transcript has 4 exons.
GACGGGCGUGCUGUGGCCCCGCCUGGCGCCCACUCUGUUGCUUCCUGGCGCGCACUCGUGAAGUAGGGGAGCGGCGAACGCCUCUGCCCAGCCUGCGCUCCUGCCAGGACUCCGCGUGAGUCUGCCGCGUCCUGCCUGCCCCGGCCCGGCCAGCCUCAGGACGCCCGGUGGACCCAGGGGUUGCGGGGUCGUGGGCACUCGGCGCGCCGAGGCACGCCGCCUUUGGGCCCGGCCGCUACUGCUGGCUUCAAACGCAGACCCGGAGCUCGAGGACGCAGGUGUCCAGUUUCCUUUGACCUUGAGGACCCGGGAAGGUUCUAUGUGCCAUGGCUAUGACCAGUGUCAGAUUGCCUGCCAGCGUUUUGAGAAAGCCAGAUGCCUGGAUUGGACUCUGGGGAGCACUACAAGGGACACCUUCGUACAAACUCUGUGCUUCCUGGAAUCGAUACUUAUAUUUUUCUAGUACCAAGUUAAACACAUCAAAUUGUAAAACAUUUUUCCAUAACGUUUUCUCACGGAGACUCCCCAGGCUUUUCAUAUCGCCAGAAUAUAUUUUCCCAUUUUCCAUAAGACUCAAAAGUAAUACAGGCUCUAAAAAAUCCACUGAAAAGACUCUGCAGAAAGCUGCAGCUGAAGAGGACUCUGAUGAGGAGAGCCACGGCGAGAUGAGUGAGCGGGAGGAGGAGCUGGAGGACGACCCUAGUGUGGUCAGAGACUAUAAAGACCUGGAGAAAGUAGUGCAGUCUUUUCGGUACGAUGUUAUCCUAAAGACAGGCCUAGAUGUUGGAAGAAACAAAGUGGAAGAUGCGUUCUACAAAGGCGAACUCAGGCUGAAUGGGGAAAAAUUAUGGAAGAAAAGCAGAACGGUGAAAGUGGGAGAUACAUUGGAUCUUCUAAUUGGAGAGGAUAAAGAAGCAGAAACAGAGACAGUGAUGAGGGUUCUCCUGAAAAAAGUGUUGGGAGAGAAAACUGAAAGCGAGAAGUACAGAGUGGUGUUACGCCGGUGGAAAAAGUUAAAGUUGCCUAAAAAGAGUAUGUCUAAAUAAAUGAAUUGCUUUCUAUCAAUAAA